This is a messenger RNA of Tilletiopsis washingtonensis, 1926 nucleotides long. RefSeq lists its product as hypothetical. Gene Ontology annotation, molecular function: zinc ion binding; DNA-binding transcription factor activity, RNA polymerase II-specific. The transcript has 6 exons. Gene Ontology annotation, biological process: regulation of DNA-templated transcription. Lineage: Eukaryota; Fungi; Basidiomycota; Exobasidiomycetes; Entylomatales. The record is from RefSeq and is a predicted model, not a curated record. The coding region runs from base 91 to 1791 and encodes 566 amino acids.
GUCGUCUGGCCAGCCAGCUCUGCUGCCGCAGAGACCCGGGCGCCGGCUCGCAUCGUCACCGCAGCUACCCGCUGCACUGCUGCUCCAGAGAUGCUCAGCUACGAGCACUCGCUUGCCGAGGCGUCGGCCAGCGCCUCGCGGCCCGCCGUCGCCGCCGCGACGGGGCAUGAUGCGGGCGCCGCGGCGAGGGGCCCGAAGCUGAGCUGUCUGCCGUGCCGCAAGCGCAAGUCGAAGUGCGACCGCGGCGAGCCAUGCUCCUCGUGCGUGCUGCGUAGCACCGAGUCGUUCUGCUACACCGUCUCUGAGCUGCCCGAGGGCUCGGCCGUGGCGUCGCGGUCGAGCAAGAUCAUCGGAGAUCGGCAAGCGGGCAAUGGCGGGCCCACCAACGGCGCCGCGCGCGAAGACGCGAGUCCCAACAGUGCCAACAGCAUCGACCGCAGCCCGCGCGACGAGCUGCCGGGUGCACCUCGCAGCGCAAAGCGCAGCCGCUUGAACACAAACGAGUUCUCUGCACGACCUCCGUCGGCGACAGAGACGCCGUCGCCUCGGCCUCACCCGCCUCCCACGCCCUCGAGCUCGAGCCAUACAGGCAGGAGCACGGCUGGCGCGGCAGAUCUAGCGACUGUGCGCUCGAUGCUCAGCUCUAUCCGCUCGAAUCUGGAGAGUGUCGAGAAAGCUGUGCCAGCGCUGGCUUCGGCCUCGUCUGCAGUGCCAGAAGCGACAGGGAGAGACUUGCGGUGGGCAGAUCUGGCGCCGCACUUGCCGUCCCCCGACGACUGCAUGACGCUGUUCCAGUGCUUCUUCAGCGAGCUGGACUGGCAUGUCUCGUGCCUGCAUUCCGGCACCUUCUACUGGGUCUGGCACCAGCUGCAGGCCGGGCAUCGCAUCUCGCGCUACUCAGCGACCAUCUUCUACACUGUUGUCGCGCUCACGCUGGCGCUGCGACCGACAGCGCACAAGGCGGCACGCAUCACGAAUGCGCCGCACUCGCACAGCGAGUACGCGGAGCGUGCGCACCAGCUGCUGCAGCCACAAGGCGGACCCGAGGACACUGGCCUGAACUUCACGCGUCUGCAGGCAGAGACGUGCAUCUGCCUCUAUCAGGUGCUGGCGGGAGGGCAUGACGGCAGCGAGAAGGCGUGGUACUACGUCGGCGCUGCCAUCCGGCGGGGCAAGGCUCUGCAGCUCUUUGAUGAGGGCCACUGGCGCGCGUGGGAGAUGAGCGCGCUGCAGAAGGAGCUCUGGCGGCGCGUCGCUCACGAUCUCGCGACGCUUGACCGCUGGCUGGGCGUGCUGUAUCAGCGUGCGAUGGAUCUCGAUGCGCCGAUUGCUGUCGAGCAGCCCGAGUACGUGUCGGCAGACUGCUGGGACACCACGACGGGCGCGCGCAUCGAGCCCAGCACCGCCUCGCCGAACUCUUCGGCCUAUCUCGUCUCGCGCAACCAGUAUUCGGAGCUGAUUUUGCAGCUGCAUCGCUUCCUGCGCACGCUGGCCAACACGCCGCCAGCAGAGCGAUAUGCCUCCGCACUGGCCAUCGACGCGCGCUUCGUCGAGUCCGAUGCCCGCCUGCCGUCCGAGCUGCGCUUCGAGAACGCACGCGCCAACAUGACGCCCAACGACCCGGCCAGCCACGUCACCGCAGCGCAGGCCAUCGUGCGGCACUGCAGCACGCGCUACCUGCGCUGCAGCCUCAUGCGCCCCUUCCUGCUCGACCGCGCGGCGCCUCCGAACCUCCGGUAUGCGGCGCUCGAGCACGCGCGCAAGAUCCUCGAGACGAUGCCGACUCUGUGAGUGCCGCUUUGCUCAGGCACGUUGACGCUGCUGACGCGCGGUGACAGCGUCACGCUCGCGUCGUGCCCCUGGGUCGCGUUCCAGACGAGCUGGAACAGCCAGCAUCUCUUCGUCGCCGCCACGACGUUCGCGACA